Oryctolagus cuniculus (rabbit) is the source of this 1740-nucleotide messenger RNA. RefSeq names its product protein disulfide isomerase family A member 6 (gene PDIA6). Lineage: Eukaryota; Metazoa; Chordata; Mammalia; Lagomorpha; Leporidae. Gene Ontology annotation, biological process: response to endoplasmic reticulum stress. The record is from RefSeq and is a predicted model, not a curated record. Gene Ontology annotation, cellular component: endoplasmic reticulum lumen. Gene Ontology annotation, molecular function: protein disulfide isomerase activity; protein-disulfide reductase activity.
CCCGCGCCGGCGCCGCGCCGCCCGCCGGAGCAGCCGAGGGCGGGACGUGGAGGCGGGGGCGCGGCAGAGCUGAGGCGGCGGCGGCAGGGGCGGCAGGCGCCGGCGCUCGGCAUGGCUCGCCUGGGGCUCGGUUUGGUGAGCUGCACCUUCUUUCUAGCUGUGAACGGUCUGUAUUCCUCUAGCGAUGACGUCAUCGAGCUAACACCAUCGAAUUUCAACAGAGAAGUCAUUCAGAGCGACAGUUUGUGGCUCGUAGAAUUCUACGCCCCAUGGUGCGGCCACUGCCAGCGGUUAACGCCAGAGUGGAAGAAAGCGGCCAGUGCCUUAAAGGAUGUUGUAAAAGUCGGUGCAGUUGAUGCAGACAAGCACCAGGCCCUGGGAGGUCAGUAUGGGGUGCAGGGCUUUCCGACCAUCAAGAUUUUUGGAGCCAACAAGAACAGACCAGAAGAUUAUCAGGGGGGCAGGACCGGCGAGGCGAUUGUGGACGCCGCACUCAGCGCCCUGCGCCAGCUUGUGAAGGACCGGCUCGGCGGCAGGAGUGGCAGCCACAGCUCCGGAAGACAGGGCAGAGGCGACAGCGCAAGUAAGAAGGAUGUGAUUGAGCUGACGGAUGACAGCUUUGAUGAGAACGUCCUCGAGAGCGACGACAUCUGGAUGGUUGAGUUCUACGCGCCUUGGUGUGGACACUGCAAAAACCUCGAGCCAGAGUGGGCUGCCGCAGCCACCGAGGUCAAAGAGCAGACGAAAGGGAAAGUGAAGCUGGCGGCCGUGGACGCCACCGUGAACCAGAUGCUGUCGAGCAGAUACGGGAUUCGAGGAUUUCCUACAAUCAAGAUAUUUCAGAAAGGCGAGUCUCCUGUGGACUACGACGGUGGGAGGACGAGGUCCGACAUAGUGUCCCGGGCCCUGGAUCUGUUCUCCGACAACGCCCCGCCCCCGGAGCUGCUGGAGAUCGUCAACGAGGACGUGGCCAAGAGGGCGUGUGAGGAACACCAGCUGUGCAUCGUGGCGGUGCUGCCGCACAUCCUAGACACAGGAGCUGCAGGCAGAAAUUCGUAUUUGGAUGUUCUUCUGAAGUUGGCCGAUAAAUACAAAAAGAAAAUGUGGGGGUGGCUGUGGACAGAAGCCGGGGCGCAGGCGGAGCUGGAGUCGGCGCUGGGCAUCGGCGGGUUCGGGUACCCUGCCAUGGCAGCCAUCAACGCACGCAAGAUGAAGUUUGCUCUGCUCAAAGGGUCGUUCAGCGAGCAGGGCAUUAACGAGUUUCUCAGGGAGCUGUCCUUCGGGCGUGGCUCCACCGCCCCUGUGGGAGGCGGGGUCUUCCCUGCCAUCAGUGUGCGAGAUCCGUGGGACGGCCAGGACGGCGUGCUGCCCGUGGAGGACGACAUUGACCUCAGCGACGUGGAGCUCGACGACUUGGAGAAGGACGAGCUGUGAGGCGCAGCAGCGGUGAAGGGGCGCCCCCCCCCCAGGAAGUCGCUCUGGAUGGCCAUUACAAACACUGCACCAGUGAACUUUUGCGUCUCAAGAAACACUGAGAAAUUCUAUGAAUUGCUGUAGCCAGUGCAGGACUGUGCGCGGUCACGUCACGUCGAGGACAACAGGGCUGCUGCCCGCCCUCCCCGACUGCUGCUGGGAUGUCUGAGGCUGUUUCUUACUCGUAGGGUUUUUUUUAAUGUGAUUCCUUCAUUUGAAUAUUAAUGGCUUUUUCCAUUAAAGAAUAAAACAAUAUUUUGGACAGUG